Molecule: messenger RNA, 3234 nt
Organism: Mandrillus leucophaeus (drill)
Lineage: Eukaryota; Metazoa; Chordata; Mammalia; Primates; Cercopithecidae
Gene: ADGRG2
Product: adhesion G protein-coupled receptor G2
Exons: 28
Coding region: 41-3085 (1014 amino acids)
Biological process (GO): adenylate cyclase-activating G protein-coupled receptor signaling pathway; cell surface receptor signaling pathway
Cellular component (GO): membrane
Molecular function (GO): G protein-coupled receptor activity
Source: RefSeq, a predicted model, not a curated record
ACAGAGGUUCUCCACCAUUUUUUCUGAACUCGUAGUCAGGAUGGUUUUCUCUGGCAGGCAGUGUGGCCGUGUUGGCAGAACUGAAGAAGUUUUACUGACAUUCAAGAUAUUCCUUGUCAUCAUUUGUCUUCAUGUCGUUCUGGUAACAUCCCUGGAAGAAGAUACUGAUAAUUCCAGUUUGUCACCACCACCUGCUAAAUUAUCUGUUGUCAGUUUUGCCCCCUCCUCCAGUGAGGUUGAAACAACAAGCCUCAAUGAUGUUACUUUAAGCUUACCCCCUUUAAACAAAACAGAAAAAACUAAAAUCACUAUAGUAAAAACCUUCAAUGCAUCAGGCGUCAAACUCCAGAGAAAUAUCUGCAAUUUGUCAUCUAUUUGCAAUGACUCAGCAUUUUUUAGAGGUGAGAUCAUGUUUCAAUAUGAUAGAGAAAGCACCAUUCCCCAGAAUCAACAUAUAACAAAUGGCACCUUAACUGGAGUCCUGUCUCUAAGUGAAUUAAAACGCUCAGAGCUCAACAAAACCCUGCAAACCCUAAGUGAGACUUAUUUUAUAAUGUGUGCUACAGCAGAGGCCCAAAGCACAUUAAAUUGUACAUUCACAAUAAAACUGAAUAAUACAAUGAAUGCAUGUGCUGUAAUAGCUGCUUUGGAAAGAGUAAAGAUUCGACCGAUGGAACACUGCUGCUGUUCUGUCAGGACACCCUGCCCUUCCUCCCCAGAAGAGUUGGAAAAGCUUCAGUGUGACCUGCAGGAUCCCAUUGUCUGUCUUGCUGACCAUCCACGUGGCCCACCAUUUUCUUCCAGCCAAUCCAUCCCAGUGGUGCCUCGGGCCACUGUGCUUUCCCAGGUCCCCAAUGCUACCUCUUUUGCUGAGCCCCCAGAUUAUUCACCUGUGACCCACAAUGUGCUCUCUCCAAUAGGGGAGAUUCACCCCCUUUCACCUCAGCCUUCAGCUCCCAUAGCUUCCAGCCCUGUCAUUGACAUGUCCCCACAGUCUGAAACAAUCUCUUCCCCUAUGCCCCAAACCCAUGUUUCCGGCACCCCACCUCCUGUGAAAGCCUCAUUUUCCUCUCCCACCGUGUCUGCCCCUGCGAAUGUCAUCACUACCAGCGCACCUCCUGUCCAGACAGACAUCGUCAACACCAGCAGUAUUUCUGAUCUUGAGAACCAAGUGUCGCAGAUGGAGAAGGCUCUGUCCUUUGGCAGCCUGGAGCCUAACCUCGCAGGAGAAAUGAUAAACCAAGUCAGCAAACUUCUUCAUUCCCCGCCCGACAUGCUGGCCCCUCUGGCUCAAAGAUUGCUGAAAGUAGUGGAUGACAUUGGCCUACAGCUGAACUUUUCAAACAAGACCAUAAGUCUAACCUCCCCUUCUUUGGCUCUGGCCGUGAUCAGAGUAAAUGCCAGUAGUUUCAACACAACUACCUUUGUGGCCCAAGACCCUGCAAAUCUUCAGGUUUCUCUGGAAACCCAAGCUCCUGAGAACAGUAUUGGCACAAUUACUCUUCCUUCAUCGCUGAUGAAUAAUUUACCAGCUAAUGACAUGGAGCUAGCUUCCAGGGUUCAGUUCAAUUUCUUUGAAACACCUGCCUUGUUUCAGGAUCCUUCCCUGGAGAACCUCUCUCUGAUCAGCUACGUCAUAUCAUCGAGUGUUGCAAACCUGACCGUCAGGAACUUGACAAGAAACGUGACAGUCACAUUAAAGCACGUCAACCCGAGCCAGGAUGAGUUAACAGUGAGAUGUGUAUUUUGGGACUUGGGCAGAAAUGGUGGCAGAGGAGGCUGGUCAGACGAUGGCUGCUCCGUCAAAGACAGGAGAUUGAAUGAAACCAUCUGUACCUGUAGCCAUCUGACAAGCUUCGGCAUUCUACUGGACCUAUCUAGGACAUCUGUGCUGCCUGCUCAAACGAUGGCUCUGACGUUUAUUACAUAUAUUGGUUGUGGGCUUUCAUCAAUUUUUCUGUCAGUGACUCUUGUAACCUACGUAGCUUUUGAAAAGAUCCGGAGGGAUUAUCCUUCCAAAAUCCUUAUCCAGCUGUGUGCUGCUCUGCUUCUGCUGAACCUGGUCUUCCUCCUGGACUCGUGGAUUGCUCUGUAUAAGAUGCAAGGCGUCUGCAUUUCAGUGGCUGUAUUUCUUCAUUAUUUUCUCUUGGUCUCAUUCACAUGGAUGGGCCUAGAAGCAUUCCAUAUGUACCUGGCCCUUGUCAAAGUAUUUAAUACUUACAUCCGAAAAUACAUCCUUAAAUUCUGCAUUGUCGGUUGGGGGGUACCAGCUGUGGUUGUGACCAUCAUCCUGACUAUAUCCCCAGAUAACUAUGGGCUUGGAUCCUAUGGGAAAUUCCCCAAUGGUUCACCGGAUGACUUCUGCUGGAUCAACAACAAUGCAGUAUUCUACAUUACGGUGGUGGGAUAUUUCUGUGUGAUAUUUUUGCUGAACGUCAGCAUGUUCAUUGUGGUCCUGGUUCAGCUCUGUCGAAUUAAAAAGAAGAAGCAACUGGGAGCCCAGCGAAAAACCAGUAUUCAAGACCUCAGGAGUAUCGCUGGCCUUACAUUUUUACUGGGAAUAACUUGGGGCUUUGCCUUCUUUGCCUGGGGACCAGUUAACGUGACCUUCAUGUAUCUGUUUGCCAUCUUUAAUACUUUACAAGGAUUUUUCAUAUUCAUCUUUUACUGUGUGGCCAAAGAAAAUGUCAGGAAGCAAUGGAGGCGGUAUCUUUGUUGUGGAAAGUUACGGCUGGCUGAAAAUUCUGACUGGAGUAAAACUGCUACUAAUGGUUUAAAGAAGCAGACUGUAAACCAAGGAGUGUCCAGCUCUUCAAAUUCCUUACAGUCAAACAGUAACUCCACUAAUUCCACCACACUGCUAGUGAAUAAUGAUUGCUCAGUACACGCAAGCAGGAAUGGAAAUGCUUCUACAGAGAGGAAUGGGGUUUCUUUUAGUGUUCAGAAUGGAGAUGUGUGCCUUCACGAUUUCACUGGAAAACAGCACAUGUUUAAUGAGAAGGAAGAUUCCUGCAAUGGGAAAGGUCGUAUGGCUCUCAGAAGGACUUCAAAGCGGGGAAGCUUACACUUUAUUGAACAAAUGUGAUUUCUUGUAAAAUCAAAGCAUGAUGCUUGACAGUGUGAAAUGUCCAAUUUUACCUUUUACACAAUGUGAGAUGUAUGAAAAUCAACUCAUUUUAUUCUUGGCAACAUCUGGAGAAGCAUAAGCUAAUUAAGGGCAAUGAUUAUUAUUAC